Molecule: messenger RNA, 2934 nt
Organism: Peniophora sp. CBMAI 1063
Lineage: Eukaryota; Fungi; Basidiomycota; Agaricomycetes; Russulales; Peniophoraceae
Source: the annotation of a GenBank genome assembly
AUGUCGGCCAUGGAGCACUCUGGACUGCGUAUCGGUAUCGACGUUGGUGGCACCAACACGGACGGCGUCCUCCUUGACCCUGCUGCAACCGAAAUAUCUCACCACGGCAUCCUCGCCUAUCACAAGGCACCCACGACUCCCGACCCAAGCGAUGGUAUCGAGGCCUGCAUCAAGAAGCUGCUCGAUGACGCGAAGAUCGAGCCAGCCCAGGUGGCGAGUUUGACCAUCGGCACGACGCACUUCAUCAACGCCGUCGUCGAGAAGGACGCCGGGCGGCUCGCGCCUGUAGCUGUCAUACGCCUCUGUGGCCCUUUCUCACGCGAGCAAUAUCCUGGCAUCGAUUGGCCCGUCGACUUGAAGACCAUCAUCUGCCAGCACUGCGGCUUCGUCGACGGUGGGCUGGAGAUUGACGGCGACAUCAUACGCGAGCCCGUCGAGGAUCAGAUAGAAGAGCAAUGCGCGCUCAUCAAGCAGAAAGGCAUCAAGAACAUCGUCAUCAACGGGAUCUUCUCGCCGGCCGACGUCGUCGAACUACAGGAGGAGCGAGUCGGCGAGUGGGUCAAGAAGUACUACCCAGACGCUGAUGUCGUCCUAUCCAAACAUGUGGCCAAUCUCGGCUUCCUUGAGCGUGAGAACGCGGCGCUGCUGAAUGCUUCCAUCUUGCCCUUCGCUCGCGCCACCAUCGCCUCGUUCGAACGAGCAGCCCGUGCUCUGGAGCUUUCCUGUCCUGUCUUCCUAGCGCAGAACGACGGAACGUUACUACCCGCACGCCUUGCUGCUGGCGUCCCUAUACGCACCUUCAACUCUGGUCCUACCAACUCCAUAUCUGGCGCUGCAUUUCUUGUUCGCCAUGAACUCGGACUUACUCGACGCCCAAUGCUCGUCAUCGACAUUGGUGGGACGACUACAGACGUAGGAAUGCUACUACCCAAUGGACUUCCGCGCCAAGCUGCGGCUACCACGGAUGUAGCCGGUAUACGGAUGAACUUCUCUUGUCCGGAUGUCAAGAGCAUUGGCCUUGGUGGCGGUUCAAUUGUGCGCAGAGACGGGAAGUUGACUAUCGGACCAGACUCGGUUGGUCUUCAAAUCCAGACCAAGGCUUUCGUCUUUGGGGGAAGCACCCCGACCGCCACCGACUACGCCGUUGCUGCGUCGACUGCGAAUCUGCAGAUUGGCAACGCCGAUAGGGUACCCGUCGACGUACGCGAGCAUGCAGAGGAGUUUUGCGUCGUCUUACACGGCAUGCUCGAAAGUAUCAUCGACAGGAUGAAGACAAAGGCGGAGGAUAUCGAUGUUUUGCUCGUCGGCGGUGGUGCUGUUCUGUUCGGAGAUGGAACUAAGCUUAGAGGAGCGAGUAAGGUCAUCAAGCCCAAAUAUUCUGGCGUUGCGAAUGCAAUAGGUGCAGCUAUGGCGCGCGUGUCGGGUACAGUUGACACUGUCCGGCCUACAGCUGAGAAGACUACACAGCAGGUGCUCGAAGAGGUUUCGCAGCUUGCCACCGAGCGUGCAUUCGAGAACGGGGCGCUGCGUAACACGAUCGAGCUCGCUGAAGUCGACGUGAUCCCUAUCCAAUAUGUGGCUAACAAGGCACGUUUCAUCGUCAAGGCUAUAGGCGACUUCGACUUUUCGAGACCGCUACCUGCCGCUCUUGACGACCCCGAGUUCAACACUAAGCUCUACGAGCCCGUCGAUAAACGGUCCACGUCACAUACACCGCUGCCGCUAGUGCCAACGUUGUAUGAGCUCGAGUCCUAUCAGCCCGUUGUCACUCCCGAUCGGGAAUGGUUGCUGUCUGAACGGGACCUGGAGUGGAUCUCCACAGGCUGUUACAUCUUAGGCUCGGGUGGCGGCGGUUCUCCCUAUGGGGAGUUUGUACGCAUCCGCGAGCUCAUACGCACAGGAAGCACAAUCCGCGUAGUCAGUGUCGACGACAUCAAAGACAGUGCAAGCAUCGCAUCGGGGUGUGGGAUGGGCAGCCCAGCAGUUGUGAUCGAGAAGCUGGCAGGCAACCAGAUGAUGGAGUCACAGCGCGCAGUCUGGGAUGCCAUAGGCUCGCAGCCGGAUGCGGUGAUCACACUUGAGAUAGGUGGCAUGAAUGGCUUGCAAGCUUUCCUGCUUGGUGCAUCCGCUAACAUGAACGUACCGGUUGUCGACGGUGACUUCAUGGGGCGUGCAUACCCAACGGCAUGGCAAGUGACACCCGUAGUACUGGGUGGCGACCAGGCGCACGCGCUCCCGAACGCACUUGCCGAUGGCAAUGGCAAUGUGGUCGUCAUGAGCCGCGCAACAUCUGAACGCAUGGUCGAGCGCGCGUUCCGUGCCAUUCUCGCAGAGAUGGGGUCCUCUGUAGGUUUCGCGAAGGGGGCUUUCUCCGGCGCAGAUACCAGAGCCUGGGCAGUGAAGCAUACAGUCUCCCUGGCCUGGCGCAUCGGACGUGCUGUAGCUCUGUGUCGAGCGCGUAGCGACCUUGAUGCUGUCGCGGACGUCAUUGUCGACGCCGUCGGAGGGCCUACGACGGCACGGGUUUUGUUCAGGGGCAAGAUUGUCAGCGUCGAACGCAAGAACGUCAAAGGUCACCUAUACGGCGAAGUGGCCAUCAUGGACUCCGACGCCGGCAGGCUGACCAUACCAUUCAAGAACGAGAACCUCAUCGCCACGCGCGUCCAACCUGACGGCACAGAGGUGCUUGCAACCGUCCCCGACCUCAUUUGCGUAUGCGAUGCCGCGAGCGGCGAGGCGCUUGGCACGUCCGACUAUCGAUAUGGCCUCCAUGUCUUCGUACUCGGCAUCACAGGCUCGGACAAGUGGACAUCCACACCGCGCGGCAUCGACAUCGGUGGUCCGCGCGCCUUCGGGUUUGACCUGGAGUACAAGCCGCUGGGAGUAUUCGUACCACCGAUGAGUGUAAUCGACGAGUAUGGCCCCCCUGCGUAA